Molecule: messenger RNA, 951 nt
Organism: Bacillus rossius redtenbacheri
Lineage: Eukaryota; Metazoa; Arthropoda; Insecta; Phasmatodea; Bacillidae
Exons: 2
Coding region: 1-951 (316 amino acids)
Source: RefSeq, a predicted model, not a curated record
AUGCAUGAUGAGCAGCGGAGGGUCGGAGUGGACAGCGGAGGGUCGGAGUGGACAGCGGAGGGUCGGAGUGGCCAGCGGAGGGUCGGAGUGGCCAGCGGAGGGUCGGAGUGGACAGCGGAGGGUCGGAGUGGACAGCGGAGGGUCGGAGUGGCCAGCGGAGGGUCGGAGUGGACAGCGGAGGGUCGGAGUGGACAGCGGAGGGUCGGAGUGGACAGCGGAGGGUCGGAGUGGACAGCGGAGGGUCGGAGUGGACAGCGGAGGGUCGGAGUGGACAGCGGAGGGUCGGAGUGGACAGCGGAGGGUCGGAGUGGACAGCGGAGGGUCGGAGUGGACAGCGGAGGGUCGGAGUGGACAGCGGAGGGUCGGAGUGGACAGCGGAGGGUCGGAGUGGACAGCGGAGGGUCGGAGUGGACAGCGGAGGGUCGGAGUGGACAGCGGAGGGUCGGAGUGGACAGCGGAGGGUCGGAGUGGACAGCGGAGGGUCGGAGUGGACAGCGGAGGGUCGGAGUGGACAGCGGAGGGUCGGAGUGGACAGCGGAGGGUCGGAGUGGACAGCGGAGGGUCGGAGUGGUCAGCGGAGGGUCGGAGUGGACAGCGGAGGGUCGGAGUGGACAGCGGAGGGUCGGAGUGGACAGCGGAGGGUCGGAUUGGUCAGCGGAGGGUCGGAGUGGACAGCGGAGGGUCGGAGUGGACAGCGGAGGGUCGGAGUGGACAGCGGAGGGUCGGAGUGGACAGCGGAGGGUCGGAGUGGACAGCGGAGGGUCGGAGUGGACAGCGGAGGGUCGGAGUGGACAGCGGAGGGUCGGAGUGGACAGCGGAGGGUCGGAGUGGCCAGCGGAGGGUCGGAGUGGCCAGCGGAGGGUCGGAGUGGACAGCGGAGGGUCGGAGUGGACAGCGGAGGGUCGGAGUGGCCAGCGGAGGGUCAGCAGGUUGAAUUUUUUUUCCAGCUGA